Messenger RNA from Eutrema salsugineum, 956 nucleotides. RefSeq lists its product as uncharacterized. Bases 48 to 767 code for a protein of 239 amino acids. The transcript has 3 exons. Gene Ontology annotation, cellular component: mitochondrial matrix. The record is from RefSeq and is a predicted model, not a curated record. Lineage: Eukaryota; Viridiplantae; Streptophyta; Magnoliopsida; Brassicales; Brassicaceae.
UAGGGGCAUUAGGGGAAAACCCAAUCGUCGCCACAACUUCUGUGUCAAUGGCUCGAUUCGUCAGAUGUCUGAGAAGAACAGUUUUCUCUAAUUCGCCCCCUUCGAUUGCGCCUAAAAUCGCUUUCCCCUCGAAUCAAAACCCUAACUUUAUAAUCAGACGCAGAUGUCUAAGCUCGGGGAGUUACGUGUCAGAAAUGCAGAAAUCAGCUUUCCAAGGAAACAUUUGCCGACUAAUCCGUAAUGAGAUUGAGUACGAGCUCGAUCGCUCGCCUCCUCUCCAGGCCCCUAGCAGUUUUGGACCAUUCACUGUCGAUGAACGGCCUGGAGAGCAGUGGAUUAGCUUGAAAAGGAAAUUUGGGGACAAAGACGACAUCAAAAUCGAAGCAACCAUGUUUGAUAAAUCAGUUCCGACGUCAAAAUCCACCAGCACUGAACCUGAGUGUGUUCUUCACAUCACUUUCGUCGUCAAUAUCUCUAAGGGCGGUGCUGGUGAAACCUUAGAGAUCAUGUGCUCUGCUUGGCCAGAUACCAUAGAGAUAUCGAAGCUCUGCAUUCGUAAAGGCACCCAAAGUUCACCGUCUUCCUACGGUGGACCAGAGUUUGAGGAAUUGGAUGAUGAGCUUCAAGACGCUCUUUAUCAGUUUUUAGAGGAAAGAGGUAUAAGCGACGAGCUUGGUGUUUUCUUGCAUCGUUUUAUGAAGAACAAAAAUAAAUACGAGUACGUUAGAUGGAUGGAGAGCGUUAAAUCUUACGUCGAGCAGAAAUAGACAUCAAAACUCUUCUGCUUGUCGCUGUUUGUUUUCUCCGAAUGCAGUAGUGUGCAUGUGAGUAUGACUCUCAUUGAUUUGGAUACGCUGAAAUAAAUUCAAUUGCAAAAUUUUUGUUGCAAUAUUGUGUAAAACCUACUCGUCGAUGCAUACGGUCACGUGUUCAAAUAAUAUCAGCUUUACAUGUCA